This is a messenger RNA of Sorex fumeus (smoky shrew), 3144 nucleotides long. RefSeq names its product transmembrane protein 132A (gene TMEM132A). The record is from RefSeq and is a predicted model, not a curated record. The transcript has 11 exons. Lineage: Eukaryota; Metazoa; Chordata; Mammalia; Eulipotyphla; Soricidae. Bases 1 to 3102 code for a protein of 1033 amino acids.
AUGUGCGGCCGCACGGCGGGGCGCGCGGACGCCCGGGGGCGCCGCCGGCUGCUGCCGCCGCUGCUGCAGCUGCUGACCCUGCUGGCCCUGGACGUCGGGAGAGUGGGCUGCGAGCCAGACCCCCUGGACUCCGUCUACCUGCCGGCCGCUCUGGAACUCCUGGACGCCCCUGAGCACUUCCGCGUGCAGCAAGUAGGCCAGUACCCGCCGGCCAACUCUUCCCUGGGCUCCCGGGCCGAGACCUUUCUGCUCCUGCAGCCCUGGCCCCGCGCCCAGCCGCUGCUCCGUGCCUCCUACCCGCCCUUUGCAACGCAGCAGGUGGUUCCUCCUCAGGCCACUGAACCCCACCAGCGGCCGGUCCCGUGGGAUGUCCGGGCCGUGUCUGUGGAGGCGGCUGUGACCCCGGCUGAGCCCCAUGCCCGCGUCCUGUUUCACCUCAAAGGGCAGGAUUGGCCACCAGGGCCUGGCAGCCUGCCCUGCGCCCGGUUGCAUGCCACACACCCCAUGGGCACCGUGCACCACGCCUGCCGCUUCCAGCCGUCCCUGGGAGCCUGCGUGGUGGAGCUGGAGCUCCCUGCCCACUGGUUCCCCCAAGCUGCCCCUGCUGCCCGCGCCCAGCUGGCCUACACCCUAGAACCGGCCGCCGAUGGCCCCGGGGGCUGCGGGCCCGGCGUGGAGACGGACCCUAGGGACCAAGCCCUCCCCAUCGGCGGAGUGGAGCUGCGCCCGGCCGCGCCCCCGCAGCACCAGGAGGUGCCCCUGGACGAUGCGGUGACGCUGCGGGUACCUGAUGGGCCUGUGAGGCCCGGCCAGCCCUUCAGUGCCACCGUGCUGCUCCGGUCCAACUUCACCGCCAGCCCACUGAGCCUGCGGAUCAAGGUGAAGAAGGGGCUGCACGUGACAGCCGCCCGCCUGGCCCAGCCCACCCUCUGGACUGCCAAGCUGGACCGUUUCAAGGGCUCCAAGCACCACACCACGCUCAUCACCUGCCACCGGGCUGAGUCUGCGGCGCUGGACUCCAGUACCCGCGAGCCAUCCGAGUUCCUGUGGGUAGACUUUUCCGUGGAAAACAGCACUGGUGGGGGCGUGGCGGCCACGCGGCCUGUCACCUGGCAGCUGGAGUACCCCGGCCAGGCCCCCGAAGCAGAGAAGGACAAGAUGGUGUGGGAGGUGCUGGUGUCAGAACGGGACAUUAGAGCCCUUGUUCCCCUGGCCAAGGCAGAAGAGUUGGUGAACACGGCGCCCCUCACUGGCCUGCCACGGCGUAUCCCCGUGCGCCUCGUCACCGUGGAAGGUGGGGGCGCUCUGGCCGAGGUGACUGAGCACAUCAGCUGCGAGUCCGCCAACACCCAGGUCCUGCAGGUUUCCGAGGCCUGCGACGCUGUGUUUGUGGCUGGCAAGGAGAACCGGGGCGGGCGCGGGGUGCGCGUGGACUUCUGGUGGCGCCGGCUGCGGGCGUCAUUGCGGCUGACUGUGUGGGCCCCGCUGCUGCCCCUGCGCAUCGAGCUGACCGACAGCACCUUGGAGCAGGUCCGCGGCUGGAGGGUUCCCGGCCCCGCCGAGGGCGUGUUGGAGCCCGAGGCCGGGGCCACGGAGGAGGCAGCAGCGCGGAGCCGCGGCUGCCGCCUGCAGUACCAGCGCGCCGGCGUGCGCUUCCUCGUCCCCUUCGCGGCCCACCCGCUGGACGGCGGCCGCCGCCUCACCCACCUGCUCGGCCCCGACUGGCUGCUGGACGUGACCCACCUGGUGGCGCCGCAUGCGCGUGUGCAGGACCCGCGCGUGGCCUCGCUGGAGGGUGGCCGCGUCCUGGUGGGCCGGGAGCCCGGCGUCACCUCCAUCGAGGUGCGGUCCCCGCUCUCCGACUCCAUCCUGGGCGAGCAGGCCCUGGCCGUGACGGAUGACAAGGUGUCGCUGCUGGAGCUGCGGGUGCAGCCCGUGAUGGGCAUCUCUCUGGCCCUAAGCCGGGGCACUGCCCACCCCGGGGAGGUCACGGCCACGUGCUGGGCACAGUCAGCCCUUCCUGCCCCAAAGCAGGAGGUGGCCCUGUCCCUGUGGCUGUCCUUCUCUGACCACACGCUGGCGCCCGCCGAGCUCUACGACCACCGGGACCUGGGGCUGUCCGUCUCGGCCGAAGAGCCCGGCGCCGUCCUGCCUGCCGAGGAGCGGGGCACCCCGCUCGGGGUGGUGGUGAGUGGGGCCGGGCCCGAGGGGCUGCCCCUGCACGUGGCGCUGCACCCUCCCGAGCCCUGCCGCCGGGGUCGCCACCGAGUCCCCCUGGCCUCUGGCACGGCCUGGCUGGGGCUGCCCCGCGCCCGUACCCCGGUCCCGGCUCUCCCCCCCAGCCCUGCCGGGGGGUCACCGGUCACAGAGGCCAGCCUGGGGGGGAGACAGCGGGCACCGGACGGGCCGGAGGACACGGGGGGUGUGAGGAGCAAGUUCGAGCGGGCGGAGGAGGAGGCCAGGAAGGAGGAGGAGGAGGAGGAGGAGGAAGAAGAGGAGGAAGAGGAAGAGAUGGUGCCUGCCCCUCAGCGGGUCACCGACCUCGAGCUGGGCAUGUACGCCCUGCUGGGCAUCUUUUGCCUGGCCAUCCUCAUCUUCCUGGUCAACGGCGUGGUCUUCGUGCUGCGCUACCAGCGCAAGGAGCCCCCCGACAGUGCCACCGACCCCACCUCCCCCCAGCCCCACAACUGGGUCUGGCUGGGCACGGACCAGGAGGAGCUCAGCCGCCAGCUGGACCGGCAGUCCCCUGGGCCAGCCAAGGGGGAGGGGGGCCGCCCCUGCGAGAGCCGGGGAGGAGGGGACCCCCUGCCCGUGGCCUCGGCCCCGGCCCCGGCUCCUGCCGGGGGUACCACCAACUCCCCCAGCACCCUGACCCGCAAGGAAGCCGGGGGGCGGCGGAAGCGGGUGGAGUUUGUGACGUUUGCGCCGGUGCCCCCGGCCGAGAUGCCCGAGAUGCCCGAGGAGCCCGCUGCGGGGGCGCCCGCGGUCCAGUCCAUCCUGGUGGCGGGCGAGGAGGACAUCCGCUGGGUGUGUGAGGACAUGGGGCUGAAGGACCCCGAGGAGCUGCGCAGCUACAUGGAGCUGAUCCGGGGCAGCUCCUGACCCCCGCGCCCCCCUCCCACCCCCCACGCCCGGGCCCCGCGG